AUGAUGGCCGAAGGCGAACUAUGGUAUUCAUUAGUCACUGCUAUCGAUCCGGUUAACAUCAAAGCCAUGCCGGCUGUCCUACAAUCAACCAUCAACCUACUCGAAAAUGAGCUGGCCAAAGCUAGGGCCGCUCUCAAGGAAAUCCAGCCCAAUGCUGCUCCUAGGUUUACUGCUGGGGAUGAGCUCGCCGUUGGUGCCAUCGCCGCCUAUCGUCAAAAUCUCAUUGGGCGUGCCCCGGACUUCUACUAUGGAACUCGGCGGUUGACCCCCAAGGAACUGGGCCUUGUUCCAGUCAUUCGGGAGGUGCAGGUAGCCCCCGAGGAAGACGAUUCGCAGGAUGAGAAUCAGUGCUCUGUGACCGUGAUCCCGUCUAAGCCAACAUCUCUCACCGAUGUGCUGUCCAAUAGCUUGAUCCUCGAUCAUAUGGCUCCCUAUUUGUCGAUUUCGGGCCUGUUCUCAUUGGCAUCAACAUGCCGCACCCUCCGAUCCGUGGUCAUGGAGACACCUUACGUUUUUCGGCAUCUUGACCUAAGUCAAUGUCGUGGGGCGCAGCUGCAGAAGAGUUCGACAGCUGACUGCAGGACUCGGACCUUGGAUAAUGAACACAUGGACGAGUCUCUUACCGAGGACGAGUUCUACUCGGCCCCCUUAAAGAAGAUCUUCACAAAACUCGAGCAGAAGUCGCUCUUACAGGACGUGCGCACCUUGAUCUUGGAUGGGCUACCGGUCCCAGCGGACCUAAUAGCAGACAUUGUGCUCACAGACCGCUUCAAUGUGAACAUCCUGUCUAUCAGAGGGUGUCAGAAUUUGAAUGAACGUAAACUCAUGCAAGUCCUUCAGUAUGCAGUACGUCCGACUCGCCCUGCGGGCACCCCCCGGGUGAAAGGCAUCUAUUUUUUCACGCCACCAAAUCAGCCACAAGCUGCAGUACGAAGCAGGUACCGCAAUUGGUGGAGUUCGAGGUGUACCGGUCAAACGCCGGUGGAAGCGAGAUCGCCAUCGCGUCAACACGGUCAGGCACUUGAGCCUUACCGGCAGAAUGCCUGGUACUCUCCGUCCGGCAGGUUAUUGACUACUAGCAUCGAGGAAGGCUGGGCGCAGACAAUUCAGAGAUGCCACGGCAUCAUCGCUUUUGACGCCGUGCUGUGCCGUGGGCCAAGACACGACCCCAAUGCUAUGUUGAUGAGCCAGGAUGGGUCUCAGCAGGAAGGCCACUUGCUGGGUCCGGCGAUUGCUACUGUUGCCCUCGGGUCUCGCGGAUGUGAUGGUUGUCACAGCUCUCCCGAGGGCCCAGCGAUAUGGGGACAGUCCCCGGAGGAGACCUUUCCUCUGCUCACUCCGCCUCCGUUUCACUCAUCCUCCAUUGUGGCGGCGAAGCGCCCUGCACUUUUUCCAGGAGGAGAACAUCCUGCCCUGAUUGCCCGCUGCGCGGAUUGCCUUACCGAUCGCUGGUGCCACCGUUGUAACAAAUGGUUCUGCGCCAACUGCCUGCCGCAUCCACAACAUGUGAGCUCUAAUCUUUCGCCCCAUCAGACUGCAAUGAGAGCUCCGCUCAGCAGCAAUGACCCGUCUCAGAGACUGGAACGUGGAGUGAGCAAGGAUUGCUGGGAUGCGCCGCAUGCAGACUGGAUUGCCAACGAACGUGCCAACACUGCCAAGGACUAUACUGCGUUGAGCACAAUGAAGGCUGCUCUUCGACAAUGUGUGACUGGUGCAACACCAGUUCGCGCCAUCGGCUUAGGCAACUCUAUUAGCACGUUUUCGAGAGUGAUGACCGGUUAUGACUAUGAUAUGAAUGAUGCGGGCGAAUCCUUCUUGAAUUGA
This is a messenger RNA of Aspergillus thermomutatus, 1824 nucleotides long. RefSeq lists its product as uncharacterized. The record is from RefSeq and is a predicted model, not a curated record. Lineage: Eukaryota; Fungi; Ascomycota; Eurotiomycetes; Eurotiales; Aspergillaceae. The transcript has 5 exons. The coding region runs from base 1 to 1824 and encodes 607 amino acids.